This is a messenger RNA of Saccostrea echinata, 552 nucleotides long. Its product is annotated as asialoglycoprotein receptor 2-like. The transcript is spliced from 4 exons. Gene Ontology annotation, molecular function: signaling receptor activity. Bases 37 to 513 code for a protein of 158 amino acids. The record is from RefSeq and is a predicted model, not a curated record. Lineage: Eukaryota; Metazoa; Mollusca; Bivalvia; Ostreida; Ostreidae.
UACACUGUAAUUAUUACACAGCUCGUUUCAGCCACUAUGCAGACGAAAUGGUUAACUAUCUUCAUUAUCUCUGGACUGAUAACCAUUGUUAACACAAAGCGAGCGUGCAUAUUCAAUUCAACUGCAUGUGAAAAGGGAUGGGUUCAGUUUGAGAGAAGCUGCUAUCAGUUUUUAAACAAAGCUGUCAUUUUAAAAGAAGCAGUUAACUAUUGCAACAGAGUUGGUGCACACCUUCUUGAAAUAAAAAGUUCACAGGAAGAAAAAUGGGUUGAUCUGCAGCUUAAGAUACGAGGUUUUCAAUAUGUUUGGAUUGGAUUGACGGAUAUUCUCAAGGAAAAUGACUUUGUCUUCAUCUCAACGGGGGGAAAACCGACAUUUUCGAAUUGGGGCAAAAACGAACCCAACAAUGCUGGAAAGACAGAGCACUGUGUUGAGAAGUUGGCAGGAUCAAGAUGGAAUGAUAGAAGCUGCGACGUCAAAUUUCCAUUUGUCUGUGAGCGAAAUUCUGAAUAGGAUAUGUGCCAUAUAUCUUGUGAAUAAAAUUUCAGUUUU